AUGGAUGCUGAUAAAGAAGAUGAUCAAUUUUUGUUGCCAGGGUUUCGGUUUCAUCCCACCGAUGAAGAGCUAGUGUCCUUUUAUCUUCGCAAAAAGAUCGAGAAGAAGCUGACCGCUAUUGAGCUUAUAAAACAGAUUGACAUCUACAAAUAUGACCCCUGGGAUCUUGCAAAAAAUAGCCGGACUGUUACAGACAAAGAGUGGUAUUUCUUUUGCAGAAGAGGGAGAAAAUAUAGGAAUAGCGUAAGGCCCAAUAGAGCCACGGGGUCUGGAUUUUGGAAAGCAAGCGGCAUAGACAAGCCAAUAUAUUCUGUUGAAGAAGGACACAGCCGCGGUGACUGCAUUGGGUUAAAGAAAUCAUUAGUGUACUAUUGUGGAAGUGCAGGAAAAGGCACCAAAACUGAUUGGAUGAUGCAUGAGUUCCGCCUCCCCGCAGACCAGAAAAAUGCUACUCCCCCCACUGCCAAGGCUGCUGAUCAAGAAGCUGAAGUAUGGACACUUUGUCGAAUUUUUAAGCGAAAUGUGCCACAUAGAAGGUACACACCAGAUUGGAGAGAAGUACCUGCUAAACGCAACCCAACGAAUUCAAAACCUAAAACAUGUGAUAUGAGUCUAGAAAAUUGGGAAGGCUACAUGAGUUCUGGGGCUCCAGUUUCUCUUCAUAAAGGGAAGAAGCCUGUUGGUAGUCACAUUGAUGAAGGGAACCCACUGCCCGCAGGCCAGGUGAGCUCGAUUGUUCAAGGUUCACAACCAGAGUCAUGUUCAUCAAGCAUUUUGAGUAACGAUGCUAGGGAGUUCUUUGCACAUGGAAAUUGGGAUGAGAUCGUAUCAUUCAUGGAGCUUUCUUUUGAUCCAUCAUCUAUAAAUAAUUUUAAAAUUAUGCAUUAG
Molecule: messenger RNA, 888 nt
Organism: Vitis riparia (riverbank grape)
Lineage: Eukaryota; Viridiplantae; Streptophyta; Magnoliopsida; Vitales; Vitaceae
Product: transcription factor JUNGBRUNNEN 1-like
Exons: 3
Coding region: 1-888 (295 amino acids)
Biological process (GO): regulation of DNA-templated transcription
Molecular function (GO): DNA binding
Source: RefSeq, a predicted model, not a curated record